AUGGGUUAUUUUUCUCGUGGUCUUCGUUGGGUUUUUGACGUUUCUAAUCCACAUGACCCCAAGCUGCGAGGGUGGGUGCAUCCUACGUGCGCCUUGGCAAUCAAUUUGAGCUUGGCUCUUCUCGUUGCUUGCGCUGCCUUCUUGGCGGCUCCCCCAGCAUUUCACGAGGCCUGGCUGCAGCACCAGCCCCUUACAGUAGUCCAUUUCACACAAGGUGCUGUUUCCCUCCUUCAGAGCUCCAAUGCAGUUGGCCUCUACCGCGUCUUGCAGUGGCUAAGACAAACAGCUGGGCAGUUCCUGCUGCCCGAGAAGUUGCUUGCCUUCGACCGACAACAGGCCUUUGCACUGUAUACGUGGAAAGAAGAAGGAUUUGACCCUCGUUAUCUUGGAACUCUUCUUGCAAUUUACGUCGCACUUAUGCUCGCCAGCCGUUUGUACGAGAAGGGGCCAGUGAUGCUCUACGACGCGGCCUGGGCCUGCAACUUAGCCUUACUUCUAACAGCUGCUGGUGAGCAAGCAAGUAGCCACAUGCUUUAG
Messenger RNA from Eimeria acervulina, 537 nucleotides. RefSeq lists its product as hypothetical. The coding region runs from base 1 to 537 and encodes 178 amino acids. NCBI's taxonomy places the organism in Eukaryota, Apicomplexa, Conoidasida, Eucoccidiorida, Eimeriidae. The transcript has a single exon. The record is from RefSeq and is a predicted model, not a curated record.